This is a messenger RNA of Fusarium redolens, 1152 nucleotides long. Its product is annotated as mitochondrial genome maintenance MGM101-domain-containing protein. The record is from RefSeq and is a predicted model, not a curated record. Lineage: Eukaryota; Fungi; Ascomycota; Sordariomycetes; Hypocreales; Nectriaceae. Gene Ontology annotation, biological process: interstrand cross-link repair; recombinational repair. Gene Ontology annotation, cellular component: mitochondrial chromosome; mitochondrial nucleoid. Bases 61 to 963 code for a protein of 300 amino acids. The transcript is spliced from 2 exons. Gene Ontology annotation, molecular function: single-stranded DNA binding.
AUCACCACAGCUUCAUCAAGCUUGAAGCUCACCAUAUCCAACUCACCAAACCAACCCAUAAUGUUCGUCCCCCGUCGCGCCCCCUUCGCCGCCCGAAGACUCCCCACAUCCAUUCGUCCAAUUGCACGAUACGCCACCGAAGCAUCAGACGUGACACUGCAAAAGCCUGCUGAAGAUGUCACACAAGUGAAGCAAGAAGACGUUAUCACAAAGCCGAAAUACACUCCCAGAGCUAGAUCUGCACCUGCACCCGCGAAGCCAGCACCUGCGAAGUCAACACCUGCUCCUGCGAAAUCGACAUCUGCGCCUAAGACGUUUCCUGCAAAGCCGACGACGAGCAGCAAGAGCUCUAAGCUGGAGAGUCCGCACAAGGCUGUUGCAGUGUUGAAGAGCAUUCUGAGCGAGACUAGCGAGACGGAUACCGAGAACACAGAGCACAUCAAUUGGGAGACGAGCUGGUAUGGUCUUGGUGUGAAGCCUGUUACACCUGAGCAGAAUGAGAUUCUCGCAAGACCAGUUGAUGCUGAAGAUGUGGAGGUCAAGCCCGAUGGUAUUAUCUAUCUGCCAGAGGUCAAGUACCGACGGCGGCUGAAUGAGGCGUUUGGACCGAUGGGUUGGGGAAUGGUCCAUCGUGGGGAUGUUGUUGUCGGUAACCAGAUCGUGACGCGUGAAUACGCUCUCAUCGUGAACGGCCGCAUGGUCUCACAAUCGCAGGGUUACAACAACUACUUCAACCCCGAAUCUAUCCCCGCCGCCAUUGAGGGUGCCAAGUCCAACGCCCUGAUGCGUUGCUGCAAGGAUCUCGGUAUCGCCUCUGAACUCUGGGAUCCAGUGUAUAUCCGCUGGUUCAAAAAGCAUUAUAUAGAGGAACGAUGGGUUGAGCACCAGGUUACCAAGAAGAAGAGGACUUUCUACUACAAGAAGGGUCUCGCUGAGGCAACAUACCCUUACAAGUUUUGUUAGACAUCUGUCAUGUCUCCCUUGUAACUGCAUUUGUAUAGAAUCUUGGGGCAAAAUAUUUCAGUGUAUGAUACGGAUGGAUUAGACAUAUGGCUUUGGCGCAUGGAGCGAUACUGUAGUAAUUUGGAGGAAAAUGCAUGGAUCAAGAAUCAUCAGACCAAAAUCUGGGGUUAUCUUGGAGAAGAAUGAGGU